CCAGAAUUUAGUUGGGCUUUCAUAACGACCUCUGGCCUUAAGAUAUAUUGGGCCUGGCCCGAAGCAGACCUCUCCUUCCCUCUUCUGCAUCUUCUUCCCAAACAAUCAUCCCCACCUCUCCUUUUUCAAACUCAAUUCUCAAUUCCUCCCAGAUUCAAAAAAGAAGGCCCCAACUUAACGCAUACGAUUCCCUCGCUGUCGUCCCACAUUCUCUUGGGUGCUUUCUUCUUCCCCCGUCAUCUUCUCUCUGCUUCUAUAUAUAUACAAACCCCCACGAAAUCAAAGGUCUGCAGAGCAAGGAAGAAACGGCUUAGACAUCUUUUCUCAAUUCCCGCCGCGGACUGGAUCAGAUUCUCCCCCUAGCUCAUUACUCAUCACCGCAGCUUUAGUUGACAGCGAAUGGGAUCUGCUGCUGAAGCUGCGACCAUGAGCACCCAUGGAAGUUUAGCCGAGAAGAAGCCUACCGUUGUUUUUGUAUUGGGUGGCCCGGGCAGCGGAAAGGGUACACAAUGUGCAAAUAUUGUUGAGCACUUUGGUUAUACACAUCUUAGUGCAGGCGAUCUUCUUCGGGCAGAAAUCAAGUCUGGGUCAGAGAAUGGAACCAUGAUUCAGACAAUGAUCAAAGAGGGAAAGAUUGUGCCCUCAGAGGUUACAAUAAAGCUCCUCGAGAAAGCAAUACUGGGUAUUGACAACGACAAAUUCCUAAUUGAUGGUUUCCCUAGGAAUGAGGAAAACCGGGCUGCAUUUGAAGCUGUUGUAAGAACAAAAAUCGAGCCAGAAUUUGUCCUCUUUUUUGAUUGUCCAGAAGAAGAGAUGGAAAGGCGACUUUUGAGCAGGAACCAGGGAAGAGAAGAUGAUAAUAUUGAAACCAUAAGGAAGCGGUUCAAGGUCUUUCUGGAUUCUAGUCUUCCGGUGGUUGAGUACUAUGCUGCCAAGGGCAAAGUUAAGAAGAUUGAUGCUGCCAAACCGGUCCAAGAGGUUUUUGAUGCAGUUAAAACCAUUUUUACCCCAAAAGAUGAUAAGCCUAAAACUGUCUAAGAGUCUCUCGUCAAGCAGCAGAAUUUAUCAAACGCUACUACUUCUGAGGUUAUAUAGUUUUAUGUAUCGAGUAAAGAUGCCAUUUAACCAUUGAAGAAAAAGAAGAGAGAAAGAAAGAACGAACGUUGGAGGUGGUGGCAGCUUUCUCCUAUUGUUUUUGCUAGUUAGAACUGUGGCUGGUUUUAUUGUAAUGAAUAAAAAUGGGGGAUUUGGAUAUAUAGUUAUGUUAUCUUCUCCUCCUCCUCCUCCUCCUCCUCCUCCUCUUCCCCUUUGCUGUAUUUCUUUUCAAAAAAGUACCUGUAAUGCCCUGUUAUCAGCUGAAGAAUAAAUGGCAUGCUAAUAUGUGAAGCUUAUCAAUCAAUCAGUUAAGAAACAUUACUCCACCUGAACCUUUGAGCAUUAACAUCAGCCAGGUAUUUUGUUUCUCUGCACCAGAUGUACAGCUCAGUUCUAUCUUCACUUUCCUUGUCCAUUUUGGUGAUCAUAACAUUGCAGCAAUUUGAGUCAACGUUGACUGCCGGUUGGCUUUCUCCGCGGAUUCCCAUC
Molecule: messenger RNA, 1584 nt
Organism: Linum tenue
Lineage: Eukaryota; Viridiplantae; Streptophyta; Magnoliopsida; Malpighiales; Linaceae
Source: the annotation of a GenBank genome assembly